AGAGAUGGAGUGAGAGCAAAAGAGCGAGCUGUUGGGAGUGACACAGUGAGAGAGAAAGAGAGAGAGAGAGAGAAAGAGAGCAAAAGGGAGGGGAGUUUAAACUAAGUGCUAUGUUUUGGGACAGGCUAAUCUGCUAGCGAGCAGUGUGAGGAUCGGAGCGUAUUGUGUGAGCCAGUGUGCGGGGGACAGAUAAGGGAGCCAGCCAGCCCGCCAGCCCGACCCACCGACUGCCUGACUGCCUGUUUUAAUGUGCUGACUCUGGGGAGAUUUAAAAAAAAAAAAGCAGCAUAUUGACUCCUUAGACUUGUGCGGAGACCGUGGGCACAAACGCCACCACUACAGCCACAGUCAGCAGAGGUGCAUCCAAAGACAGGAGAGAAAGAAAUUAAAGAGCACUGAAAAAUCACAACAAAAAUCUAAAAAUUUAAGAGGAUUUUUUUUUUUUUUUUAUCCCCCCUCUUUUUUCAAUUGAUUUGAUUUUUUCUUUCUAUUUUGUGUUCCCGGGACUGACUCCCAGCCGUAGAGAAGAAAACGGGGAGCAAAGAACUGAAGAGAAUCUCAAAAUAAAAAGGACAGAACGAAAAAAGCAGCGAAUCUAAACAUGUUCGAAAUAAGCCGAACACUCAACGCCGCUUUGUUGAGCAAUGAGCAUCUCAAGAUGAUGGCGAGGUACGGGCAGCUCUCGGGACUAGCAGCCAGUGGCGUGGGCUCCGUCCCCGAGACGCACUCGCCGCUAUUUCCCAGGGAUCUCCUGUCAUCGCCAGCCCAGAUGGGCUACAGGUCACCCCUGGGGUCGACAGAGACACAGUGGCGUCAGGCAGAGCUCCCACAGCUCCAGGGCUGGGCAGAGAAGGGAUUGCUGACACAGCCAAAGAUGAUCAUCAGUAACAUGGAGGCUCCAGUGACAAAUGGCCCCAGCGGAGGAGGUACCACAUCCAACGGACCGACCAACAACAGCCGCGGCUGCCCCUCGCCCAUGCAGACUGGCCAAUCAAAUGACGACAGCAAGACCAACCUCAUUGUCAACUACCUGCCCCAGAACAUGACCCAAGAGGAGUUCCGCAGCCUGUUUGGUAGCAUUGGCGAGAUUGAGUCUUGCAAGCUGGUUCGCGACAAGAUCACAGGACAGAGUCUGGGCUACGGCUUUGUCAACUACAUCGAUCCAAAGGACGCAGAGAAAGCCAUCAACACGUUAAAUGGACUCAGACUUCAGACCAAAACGAUCAAGGUGUCAUAUGCACGACCCAGCUCAGCCUCCAUCCGGGACGCCAACCUGUAUGUAAGCGGCCUGCCUAAGACUAUGACUCAGAAGGAGCUGGAGCAGCUCUUCUCCCAGUAUGGACGCAUCAUCACCUCCCGCAUCCUGGUUGACCAGGUCACAGGCCCCGCAGGUGGUUCCCGAGGUGUGGGCUUUAUCCGCUUUGAUAAGAGGAUAGAGGCUGAGGAGGCCAUCAAGGGCUUGAAUGGACAGAAGCCAUCAGGUGCUGCCGAGCCCAUCACCGUCAAGUUCGCCAACAAUCCCAGCCAGAAGACCAGCCAAGCCCUUCUGUCACAACUCUACCAGUCCCCCAAUCGCCGAUACCCAGGCCCCCUCCAUCACCAGGCUCAGAGGUUCAGGCUGGACAAUUUGCUUAAUAUGGCCUAUGGCGUAAAGAGGUUCUCCCCCAUCACCAUUGACAGCAUGACCAGCCUGGUUGGCAUGAACAUCCCUGGGCACACGGGCACCGGUUGGUGCAUCUUUGUGUACAACCUGUCCCCAGAUUCAGAUGAGAGUGUGCUCUGGCAGCUGUUUGGGCCCUUCGGUGCGGUCAACAAUGUCAAGGUGAUCCGUGACUUCAACACCAACAAGUGCAAAGGCUUUGGCUUUGUCACCAUGACGAAUUACGACGAGGCGGCCAUGGCCAUCGCCAGUCUCAACGGCUACAGGUUGGGCGACCGUGUCUUGCAAGUCUCCUUCAAGACUAACAAGACACACAAAUCCUGAACUUUGACAAGUAGAAGCAGUUGCCCCGCGACUUUGUCAGCUCCCAAAUUGCCCCCAACCUUUCCCCCCACCUCCACCCGUCCCUUAGCCCCUUCAGUCACUACCACCCUACUACAGCCAUCCAACACAGCAAACUCAAACUCCAACCGGAACACAAAGCAACCGACAAACCAUCAAACAAAUUGAACUACAAAUGGCUUAUAUUAUAACUUUGGACCUAUAAGCCAAUGUUGCCUAAGUAUUACAAAAAUGAAAUGAUGAAAAUGUUCAUGAGUUUUUUGAAGCUCCUGUGAUAAUGCAGGCUUCUCUUUAUUGUAUAUUCUUUCUGUUUGUUGUGGUUGUUAAAAUGAUUUUUCUCUUCUGUGUACACAGUAGCAAAUCCCUGUAUCCCCUUAUUUCAGAGAAGAGAACGUCCUUUUUAGAUUGAAACCUUUUCUCUGUCUUGAUUCAGGAUUUGUUUUUCUUUUGUAAAUCCGGAUCCACUGUCGUUAGUAUUAAAUACCUCCCUGUCGGUGAAAGGGAGCGGGCUCUUUUUUAAAUUGGUGAACCAUUCAUUCAUUUUUAGUGUGUAUCCAAAACCUCCCCUUAUCGAUUAUAGAUGGGAUUCCACAAUCUCAGUAACUCUAAUGUAGAAAAGAAAAGAAUUUCUAACAUUGUUUUUGUUUUGUAUCGCAAACAAAACAUAAUGUCUUUCCUCACAGGGGUUUAGGGAGAUGGGGCGAGGGAGGGGAUGGGUUAGCUUUCCUGAUGACACGUUCAGUAAUUUAAGAAAAAAAAAUAACACUGUUGCCAAAGAGAAGAUCUCUUUGCUUGAAAAAAAUGCGUUUAGAAAAAGAUAAAAAUAAAGAGAAAGAAGAUCUAUUUUUAUAAAUGAUAAUUAAAAUAAUAAUUAUUGAAGAAUUUUUACAAGAAUCUGGAUUUGAAAAAGAGAAAAAUAUUUUGACUGGCUAACUAGGGGGGGCCGGGGCGGGAGGGAGGGGGCACCACCUUGUCUUGUCGUUCUGCCGUGGUACUUUAUAGGAUCGAAGGUUGUUUGUUUUUUGGGGAAUCCAAGUUGGCCGUGAUUUUGUAGAUGGAAGGGAUGCAAACCGAGGCAGGUGAUUUUGGUAAUUUUUCACAUAUGUACUAGUGCGUAAUUAUUCAACAGCGAUACCCAAAAGGGGAGGGAGAGGGGUCUUUCCAAGGCCUAACCAUCCUUAUAGUGCAGAGCCCUAAGCAAGAAGACCCUUUGUCCACUUGUUACUUGUUUUUGUCAUCAGUCAAUAUGGGAUAUCAGUAAAUAAAUAUAUAUAUAUACACAUCUAUCCAUUUAGACAGCAUACUAUACAUUAUAUCAUUUUCUUCGGUCUGCGUUUGUGAAUUUACAUUUGAAAAGAACUUCCUUUUAGCGAUCAACAGUAGGUGCUAUACUACAUUAUUCACAUAUCUUAAAUAUCCAAGUUUGUUGUUCUAUGUGUUGUUUAAAGAAAAAAAAUACUUCGAUGUUGGCAUUGAAUUGAGCUGCUGUUCUUUGUUUAAUAUUUGUUUAUUGUUGGCCCAAAAAUCUGGUGAGACUUUCUUUGCUGAAUAACCAGAUUAAUGAAUUUGGGCCUUGUAAGAAUCACUGAACAAAUUUUUAUUUUGUAUUUUUUUCGUUUGGCUUGCUGACUUUUAGGUUACUUGCUGAGCGUGAAACGUUUGUCAAAACUAAAUGAUGAUUAGCUAGUUCCGUUUAGUCUAGAUAUUUGUUUCCUUAAAAAGGAUCUAUGACAACUGUGUCUUUAUUUGCUGUGUACAAAUAGAUGAUAUAUAUAUACAUAUAUAGUCUACAUUUGUUUUACAAUAUCUACUGUACUAUAUGAGUUGUCACUGUUCUUUUGUUUGAGCUUGUCUUUUUCAUAUGACAACUUAUUAUGAAGUGGUGGUUCAGUUACUUAGAAAAACUUGUGAGGAAACUGUUCAAUUGUUGUCAUGUUGCUUGUGGAGAAAAAAAAAAGAUUUGGAUUAACUUUCAGUUUGCUGCCGCGGCAAAAGAAACCGAACAAAAGCUUAGAAUAUAACUAUUUGUUUACCAGUUUAUUCACUUCUCUAUUUUUUAAACUAUUUAUUUUUCUAUUUAUUUGUAUUUAUUAUAUAUUUAUUAAUUUAUAUGUGUAUUUAUGUAUUUAUUUGUUUCAUUGUCUGUGUAUUUGCGUGAUUCUGGUACAGGGAGGGUGGCGUUUCUGAGCAAAAGGGAACAAAGCGACUAGUGGAGAGGCUCUUCCAGUAGUCCACUGCACUGAGAGAACUUUUAGUACGUUUGUGCUUUGUACCAAUAUAUCAAAAUUACAAUAUAAAAAAUCUAAAAGUCAAGAAAACUGAAAAAAAUGUCUGGAGGGUUGGGGGACGCUCUUCCCUUAUUACUAGAAACAGUUACUCGCUAUGCAUAACCUAGUUAAUAGUUAAAUUUGCUAUUGCUUUUUUCUUGUCUUGUUAAAAUGAAAUCUUUAGAUCUUUUUCAAUAAAGUUUAGUCUUAAUAGAAUGUUAUAAACAGUCGUUCUGGUUCAAUAUAACCUGUGAUAAGUUUGUGUAGUUCUAAAAAGCCACUCCGUCCACACCCUCCCUCCACUUACUACCGCUUUGUGAUGAAACCUUAUGCAAAAAUGUGGGUCUGAAAGCAUAGUUUUCAGUUUUCAGUAAAACAUUUUAUAUAACAUUCAGCUCUUGGAGGCUUGGGCAGAUACAUUUUAAAAGGAGCAAAUGCCCAUUGUUGUUUGAGGGUCAUUCAUUGCACUGGACUAAAUGGGUCAAAAUCACUUAAGAGUCAAACUUAUUUUUAAAAAUAUUCAUCAUGUUUUCAAAUGACACACCAACAAAUCUUUAAAAAUGAGAAAUUGUUACCAUUGCACACCAACUGUUAUUUAAAGCAGUUGUUGCUAUACUUAAGAAAUACUCUGGAGGUAUGAAAAGGGAUUGUACCGAUUCUAUAUUUUAUAUACUCUAAUAUGAUAUAUAUUAUAUAUUUUGAAAGGUGAAAGGUAAGGGAAUGGUUCCAGAAGUAUAAAUAUACGGAAUUGGAUUUUUCUGUUUGUUGUUAAGACUUGAAAACAUGAAGGAGGUGUGUGGAGAGCAUUUCAAACACUCAGACGCAUGCUCACAUAAGUACAUCCUUCUCUCUCACACCUCAGUCAUCUGACAGGCCGGGUCAUCUUAUAUCGUCAUUAUUAUCCAGUCAUCUUCUGCGCCAUCCAAUCGCAUAGUUUUCUAAUGUCAUAAACGGCAACAAACAAACCAACCAACCCACCCACCAACCAGACCCCUUCAUGCUCCCCGCUGCCGUCGGGAGCUUGAAUUAUGCAACGACCCCAGUAGAAUGUUGUUCUGAUGUGUAAACUAAUUUCCUACACUGUAUGACUUUUGAACUCUUACAAUGCGUGCCUGUGUUCCGCCUAGACCCUGUGUGCAUGUGUGUAUGUGUGUGUGUUCCUUUUAUGUAAUUGUGUGUGCGUUUUGUGCGUUUGCCCAUGUUUGUUAGCGUGGAGUACGUCCAAAUGUGCGUAUAUACAGUACAUAAAUAUGUUAAGUGUGUGAGUGUAUGAGUGUGUGAGUGAGUGAGUAUUUGGUUCUGUUUAGUGCACAUAUAUACAAAAGUAUACUGUAUGUUUGUCUCCCUGAGUGCAUGUGUGAAAGAGAUGGCCAGUGCGGUUGUGUGUGUCAAUAUGUGUGCAUGUCAGGGUGUUUGUAACAUGGGGCUGCGUCACCUCGCUCUAUGCCCAACCCCUAUGGCUCACACCAUCCCCUGUAGCGCCUUAUAGUGGCAGCCUGCCAGUAGGAACAACGCAGCCAGUAGUGGAGGAGGGAAGGUGAACAGAGGAACUCGGCUCUUGUCAGUUUUCAUUUUCCUCCUGAGACGUGUUUGUUUACUAUCUGAAAAAUCUAUAAACGAAAUCUUUAAAGACAAAAAAGACGAAAAAAUGUUCACAGGGCCCCAUGACUGUGGCUCUCUCUACUCUCUCCUGCUUAUGUUAUUACUUAACAAUUAUCAAUGAUGAUUAUUAUGAUUAUUAUUGCUAUUAUUCUUAGUAUUCUUAUUCUUAUUAUUAAUCCAAUUACUGCGAUGAAUGACUUCAUGUUAUCCUUGCUAGUUUAGGUCAUUUCUGAAACUGGAAACAAAAUAAAAAUCUUGCUGUAAAUGUUUGUUUUUUCUUUUUCAUAAAACUGUUGUGUUUGAAUUAUUUGUACUUUUGAAUGUUGGGACAAUAAAAUGAGGUGUUAAGAGCU
Messenger RNA from Etheostoma spectabile (orangethroat darter), 6224 nucleotides. It is a transcript of the gene elavl4, whose product is annotated as ELAV like neuron-specific RNA binding protein 4. Lineage: Eukaryota; Metazoa; Chordata; Actinopteri; Perciformes; Percidae. The record is from RefSeq and is a predicted model, not a curated record. Gene Ontology annotation, cellular component: ribonucleoprotein complex. The transcript has 9 exons. Bases 602 to 1984 code for a protein of 460 amino acids. Gene Ontology annotation, molecular function: RNA binding.